Messenger RNA from Phalaenopsis equestris, 1783 nucleotides. Its product is annotated as ABC transporter G family member 10. The transcript has 2 exons. NCBI's taxonomy places the organism in Eukaryota, Viridiplantae, Streptophyta, Magnoliopsida, Asparagales, Orchidaceae. The record is from RefSeq and is a predicted model, not a curated record. Gene Ontology annotation, cellular component: membrane. The coding region runs from base 16 to 1701 and encodes 561 amino acids. Gene Ontology annotation, molecular function: ABC-type transporter activity; ATP hydrolysis activity; ATP binding.
CCUCCCUCUUUCCACAUGGACUUGCCCAUCAAAACUCCGCCGGAACUCCCUAUCAACAGCGGCCGGAAUCCCCGCUACUUCAUCGAAACCAAGUGCCUCUCUUACGUCCUCCCCGCCGGAAACACCUCCCACAGAACCAUCCUAAAUAACGUCACCUGCGAGGCCCGCCCCGGCGAGCUCCUCGCCAUCGUCGGCCCUAGCGGCGCCGGCAAAUCCACCCUCUUAUCCGUCCUCGCCGGCGCCUUUCACCAGGAGAAUAUCUCCGGCGCAAUCCUCGUCAACAACCGGGCCAUGGAUACCACUCACUUCCGCCGCAUCUCCGGCUACGUUCCCCAAGACGACGCCAUCAUCCGCGCGCGCGCGCUGCUUCUGCAACUUGGCCUCGCCCACGUCGCCGGGUCGCGGAUCGGCGGGAAAGGCAUUAGAGGUGUCUCGGGCGGCGAGCGACGACGCGUUUCCAUUGGCGUCGAGCUCGUCCACAACCCGGCAGUGCUCCUGCUCGACGAGCCCACAUCAGGGCUGGACUCGGCGUCUGCGUACCUCAUUGUUGCAAUGCUCAAGUCCAUGGCGGCGGGCAACGGAAAGACGGUUGUACUCACCAUCCACCAACCCGGAUUUCGUAUCCUCGAGCUGCUCGACCGGGUGGUUCUGAUCUCGGACGGCGUUGUACGGCACCAGGGGUCGCUUUCUUUGCUGGAGAAGCGGCUUGAGGAUGGGGGUCACAAAAUUCCUCCCCAUAUAAAUGUCCUGGAGUACGCCAUGGACGCGACGGAGAUGUUAACUAUUGAAACACAGGUGCAGGGGAGCAGCCGAGUCCAAUUCUCAGCUUUAGGACAGAACAGAGAAAAGAAUAACUGUUACUUCGCUAAUUCUCGCGUUAGCGAGGUAGUAAUUCUCGCGGAAAGAUUCGGGAAGAACAUUGUCAGAACCAAGGAGCUUUUUAUGGCUAGAAUGAUUCAGGCGGCGGUGGCGGGAUUAGGACUCGGGACUAUAUUCAUGAAUGUUGAGAGCCAGCAGGCAAAAGUUGGAUUUUUUGCCUUCAGCUUGACUUUCCUUCUGUCUUCCUCGGUGGAAGGCCUGCCCAUGUUCCUGCAGGAGAAGAGGAUUCUCAUGAGGGAGGUUUCUCGUGGAGCUUACAGAGUGUCAUCGUAUGCAAUAGCUAAUUCUCUGGUUUACCUUCCCUUCCUGCUGCUCGCUGCCAUUCUCUACGCUUCUCCGGUGUACUGGCUGAUCGGUCUGAGGAGGGAAAUCGACCAUUUUUUUUUCUUUUUGCUUGUUGUUUGGCUGGUGAUGUUGACGGCAAACGCCUUUGUUGCUUGUUUCGGCGCGCUGGUUCCGGAUUUUAUAAUGGGGAAUUCGGUGAUCGCAGGUCUGAUGGGCUCUUUCUUCCUCUUCUCUGGCUACUUUAUAUCGAGGCAGAGCAUACCCAGGUACUGGUUAUUUAUGCACUAUCUGAGUUUGUUCAAGUACCCAUUCGAAGCUUUGUUGCUUAAUGAAUUUGGCGGAGAGAAGGGAAGGGAGGUGUGCAUGCAGGGUGGGGACAAGGGAUGUAUGCUAACUGGAGGGAUGUUCUUGAGACAGCAAGGAAUGGAAGAGGCGCACAGGUGGUCUAAUCUUGGCAUGAUGUUGGGUUUCAUUUGUGUUUACAGAAUUAUGUCUUUGGUGAUUCUUUGGAUCAAGUGUCUCAAGAUCAGAAGAUAGAUGUUUUGAGUGAUUUUAGAGGGUUGUAGGUAUUUCAGCAUUCUUGGGCAUUUAUUUUAUUUUGAUGUUUUUUCUUGUUUAU